AUGUGUACUGCUCGACGAACUCACAAGAGAAAUAGAUUAGUGUUUAUCAAUAGAAAUGGGUCACUGGACAUUGGUCACUCGAUAAUUAAAAUGCAGUCGGCACAGAAGCAAUGUUGUUGCUGUGCCUGUAGUGUUUUCUCAGCGUUGUUUGGUAUAGUGAUGGUGUCCACCGGAGUGUGUUUAGUACUAAAUUAUGGCUUAAUUGAAAUAGAUAUAAGUGGGCUACCGCCCCAGUAUCAAAAUGAAGAAGGCAAAAAGAUUGUAGGAAUUAUAUUAAUAUGUGUGGGAUUGAGUGCUAUGGGAAUAAGUGCUAUUGUCAGUAUAUUAUAUUAUACCAUCUGUUCUAGACCAAAACCCCAAAUAUCGUCCCUGGACAUGACCUCAAACUCCGAAUGCAGUUCAUCAUCAUCGAACAAUUCCACUAAACCCAAAGUCCGACCAAAACAUAAAACGGUACAGGAUUUGAAAAACGGUGCUCGAUAUCCAUCAAAUUUAGCUCCCCCACAACGGACUAAAAGACAUAAAAGAAAACCACCACAAUAUCAAACACGAUUGCCUACACACCGUGAGGAAGGUGAUGUUAGUAAUCUUAUAGUCACUUAUUCUGAUGGCGAAGCUAUAAUUAGUCAAAAUAAAAAUAAUAGUAACAGUCAGCAAAACAUUAACCAAUCAAAUUUAAAUAGUGCUAGUUCCUCAGACGAUAUUCAUUCCAAGCAACCUGUGAUAAUAUGUGUUGACUCAUUUCCACCAGUGACAGGAGUCACUAAUGACGCUUUCACUGACGACUCUCUAAGUCUCACGCAGAAUACUCACGUGGAACCCAGUGAUAUCAAAACACUAGAUGAUGAUAUCAAUCACUUAGUGGCAUGA
Molecule: messenger RNA, 870 nt
Organism: Lottia gigantea (owl limpet)
Lineage: Eukaryota; Metazoa; Mollusca; Gastropoda; Lottiidae
Exons: 2
Coding region: 1-870 (289 amino acids)
Source: RefSeq, a predicted model, not a curated record